AUGUCGUUUGCCGAGUUCAUCUCCGUGACUUUCCCCAACGCCUCUACGGAGCUCAAGCCUAUCCCAGGGGCCAAGGCGGACCCGGACUUUAUCGAGCGUUAUUCUCGCGGGCUCGACGACUAUGACUUCAACUACACCCUCAUCCCCUAUGGAUCUGGCGGAUACGACCCCUUCACAAUAGGGGCUACUAUCCUGGCCAAAACCAAGAAGCUCAACAUCAUUAUUGCUCUGAGGCCGAACACCAUGUUCCCUACCGUUGCCGCCAAGAUGCUUGCCACACUCAACCACCUCGGCAGGGGUCGGGUGGUCGUGCACUUUAUCGCCGGAGGCAGUGAUGCUGAGCAGGCAAGGGAGGGCGAUUUUCUCGACAAGGACUCAAGAUACGCCAGGCUCGAGGAGUACAUCAAGAUCCUCCGCCGUGCGUGGGAGUCCUCCGAGCCCUUCGACUGGGACGGGCAGUUCUACAAGUUCAAGGACUUCUCAAACGCGGUUCAGCCAGUGGGCGGCCCUCGGGCAAUCAAAGUCUCGGUCGGCGGCUCCUCGCCCCAGGCGUACCAGGUCGGCGGCUCCCUGGCAGACAUCUUCGGCCUUUGGGGUGAGCCCCUAAAGGAGACCAAGGAGCAGAUCGACAAGAUCUACACCGAGGCCGACAAGGCCGGCCGGGCCAAGGACGACCGGCCCAGGAUCUGGGUGACCUUCCGCCCAAUCAUUGCCGAGUCGGAGGACCUCGCGUGGGCAAAGGCCUACAGGACGCUCGACGCGCUCAAGGGCAACGGCGGCGCCGCGUGGGCCGGGCAGGGCAAGGCGCCUCCGGCUACUGGCACGCCACAGAACGUGGGCUCUCAGCGUCUGCUGGAGAUUGCCAAGCGUGGUGAGGUCCAGGACAGGUGUCUGUGGUACCCUACCGUUACUGCGACAAAUGCGCGGGGCGCGUCUACGGCUCUCGUGGGGUCGUAUGACACCGUCGCGGAGUCCAUCCUCGACUACGUCGAUCUCGGCGCAGACCUGAUCUCCAUCCGUGGUUAUGACAACCUCAAUGAUAGCAUUGACUAUGGACGGUAUAUCCUGCCGAGGGUUCGGGAAGGUCUGGCCAAGAGGGCAGCAAGCAACGGUCAAUAG
Diaporthe citri is the source of this 1119-nucleotide messenger RNA. RefSeq lists its product as uncharacterized. Gene Ontology annotation, molecular function: oxidoreductase activity, acting on paired donors, with incorporation or reduction of molecular oxygen. The transcript is spliced from 2 exons. Lineage: Eukaryota; Fungi; Ascomycota; Sordariomycetes; Diaporthales; Diaporthaceae. The coding region runs from base 1 to 1119 and encodes 372 amino acids. The record is from RefSeq and is a predicted model, not a curated record.